CUUCAUCAUCACAUUUACAAAAAGCCGUGUGUGUGUGUGGCUAAAAGCAAACCUUAAUAUUCUCGUAUUCGCGUCAAUUAAAAUUAUUAUUAUAAUUUCUUCGAUUUUUUUUUUAUUUUUAAAUUUUGAAAAUCAAAUUUUAGUAAAUUAUGUCGGAUAAUGUUGAUGAAAGAUAUAAUGAUGGCUCCGAUGAAAGAAGCCAAAAUCAGAUGUUCGCCGAAUCUUUUGAUCAUAUGAAUUUGAGAGAAGAACUUUUACGUGGAAUUUAUAGUUUUGGUUUUGAAAAACCAUCAACCAUUCAACAGAAGGCAAUUUUACCAUGUAUUUCUGGUAAUGAUGUUAUCGCUCAAGCUCAAUCCGGUACUGGUAAAACAGCAACAUUCGUUAUCUCUGUUCUUCAACGUAUUGAACCAAGCCAAAAUGAAUGCCAGGCACUCAUAUUGGCACCAACUCGUGAAUUGGCCCAACAAAUCCAAAAAGUUGUAGUUGCAUUGGGUGACUAUUUGAAUGUAAAAUGCCAUGCUUGUAUCGGUGGAACCAAUGUCUAUCAUGACAUUAGUACGCUUGAAGCGGGAACACAUAUUUUGGUCGGUACGCCUGGACGUGUAUCUGAUAUGAUUCAACGAGGCCAUUUGAAAACCGACAAGAUUAAAAUUUUCGUUCUUGAUGAAGCCGAUGAAAUGUUGUCACGUGGUUUUAAGGAUCAGAUUUACAAUGUGUUCUGUCAUUUGCGUCCAGAUGUGCAAGUAAUAUUGUUAUCAGCCACAAUGCCUGCCGACGUAUUUGAUGUAACGAGCAAAUUUAUGCGUGAUCCAAUCAAGAUUUUAGUUAAAAAAGAAGAAUUAACAUUGGAAGGUAUCACACAAUGCUAUCUACAAGUUCCAAAUGAUGAGGACAAAUUAGUUGCAUUGACCGAUCUGUAUUCAAUUAUGACAGUCAGUCAGGCAGUUAUUUUUUGUAACACUAGAAAACGGGUCCAUUGGUUGGCACAGAUGCUCAAAGAACAAGAUUACACGGUAUCAUCAAUGCAUGGUGAUAUGACACAAACCGAACGUGAACUCAUUAUGCGUGAAUUCCGUAGCGGUUCAUCUCGUAUACUUAUUACAACCGAUCUAUUAGCUCGUGGUAUCGAUGUUCAACAAGUUUCGCUUGUCAUUAAUUACGAUUUGCCUGUAAAUCUCGAAAAUUACAUUCACAGAAUUGGACGAUCCGGUCGUUUUGGUCGUAAAGGUACUGCUAUUAAUCUUGUUACUGAUGAAGAUUUGAAAACCUUAAAACAAAUUGAAGAAUUUUAUCACACAAGCAUCAAUGAAUUGACCGAAGAAAUUUUAGGAGCUAAAAAAUAGACAAACAAACCACCAUUCGAUAAUUUUAUUCAGACCCCCGAACAACUACUCUAUUUUAAAUUAGCCCCUAAUUAAAAAAAAAUUUUUCUCCAAUUAUGUAUGCGUGUGUGUAUUUGUCUCACAUUAAAUUUUGCAAAAAAACCAAUUUUUUUAAAUAAAAAAAACCAACA
Molecule: messenger RNA, 1516 nt
Organism: Dermatophagoides pteronyssinus (European house dust mite)
Lineage: Eukaryota; Metazoa; Arthropoda; Arachnida; Sarcoptiformes; Pyroglyphidae
Gene: eIF4A
Product: eukaryotic translation initiation factor 4A
Molecular function (GO): ATP binding; RNA helicase activity; nucleic acid binding
Source: RefSeq, a predicted model, not a curated record